Ctenocephalides felis (cat flea) is the source of this 416-nucleotide messenger RNA. RefSeq lists its product as uncharacterized. NCBI's taxonomy places the organism in Eukaryota, Metazoa, Arthropoda, Insecta, Siphonaptera, Pulicidae. The transcript is spliced from 3 exons. The record is from RefSeq and is a predicted model, not a curated record. Bases 30 to 416 code for a protein of 128 amino acids.
GUAAAUUUGCGAAAUAUCUUGUUUUAUUAAUGUCCCUCUUCAGGUACUGUGCAAAUAGGAUUGGAGUGUGUAGAAAUAACAUAAGAACCUUUGUUAAUCUUUUAAAUUCAGUGCUCGUAAAACGUGCUAGUUCAAGUUUACCAUUUUAUCCGGCACCGAGUUAUUUUUUAUUUAAAAUGAGUAACGUUCAAUCUAAUGUGAGAACUGUAUUUACGCAAUGUGGACAUUAUACUACAGUUGAUGAUGAAAAUAUAGUGAUAAUAAAACAGUGCCCAUCACCGCAGAGAAGUGAAAAUUAUGUGCCCAUUACUGAGGAUGGUGUUUGGGUUGACGAUGCUCCGAAUGAACAGAUAGAAGAUCCAUGGCAAAGUCUAAGGGGUCCACGACACGAACAAGUUUGGGAACCAAUGGCCUAA